Messenger RNA from Dicentrarchus labrax (European seabass), 4073 nucleotides. It is a transcript of the gene atl3, whose product is annotated as atlastin 3. Gene Ontology annotation, biological process: protein homooligomerization; endoplasmic reticulum organization. Lineage: Eukaryota; Metazoa; Chordata; Actinopteri; Moronidae. The record is from RefSeq and is a predicted model, not a curated record. The transcript has 14 exons. Gene Ontology annotation, molecular function: GTP binding; GTPase activity. The coding region runs from base 178 to 1713 and encodes 511 amino acids.
CCCGUGCGGCGUUGCGCGAGCUGAACGCGGAAGUGUGCGAGUUUUUCGUGGUGGAAAAAAGUUCUCAUUAGUUGUUUUCAUGCCAGCAUAAAAAAACAGUCACGUUUCGUUUCUCGACUCUGGUGAGAUUGUGUUGAAGCCAUUUGAAGACACCAAAGGGACCAGUACCUCUUAAGAAUGGGGAGUGAACCAGGCCCAGUUCAGAUCGUCACGGUGUGUAAGGAGGAUCACUCUUUCGGUUUGGACACGGAGGCUUUGUCUCGGGUUCUGUUGGCACCUGAGGUCCGAGACAAACAUGUGGUGGUGCUGUCAGUGGCUGGAGCCUUCAGAAAGGGAAAGAGCUUUCUGCUGGAUUUUAUGCUCCGUUACAUGUACAGAAAGGGUGAUGAGAACUGGCUGGGUGAGGAUGAUGAGCCGCUGACUGGAUUUUCUUGGAGAGGGGGUUCAGAACCAGAGACAACCGGCAUCCAGCUGUGGAGCGAAGUUUUCCCUGUUACAAAGAGCGAUGGAACAGAGGUGGCAGUGGUGUUGAUGGACACUCAGGGAGCCUUUGAUAAUCAGUCCACCGUGAAGGACUGUGCCACCAUCUUUGCCCUCAGCACCAUGACCAGCUCAAUACAGAUCUACAAUUUGUCACAGAACAUACAAGAGGACGAUCUGCAGCAGCUACAGUUGUUCACAGAGUAUGGUCGUCUCGCCAUGGAUGAGAUCUUCCUGAAGCCCUUUCAGUCUCUGAUGUUCCUAAUCAGGGACUGGAGCUUUCCUUAUGAAUAUGCAUACGGCUUUAAAGGAGGCAGUGAGUUCCUGGAUAAACGAUUACAGGUUAAGGAGGCCCAACACGAGGAGCUGCAAACAGUGAGGGAGCACAUUCAUUCAUGCUUCACCAAAAUUUCCUGCUUCUUGUUACCUCACCCUGGGUUGAACGUUGCUACCAGCCCUUCUUUUAAGGGACAGCUUAAUGAUGUGGCCCCAGAGUUCAGAGAGCAGCUGAAGAGCCUGAUUCCUAAACUGCUACACCCGGAUCGUCUGGCUGAGAAAGAAAUAAAUGGAAACAAAGUCACUUGCCGGGGCCUGCUUGAGUUCUUCAAGGCUUACAUCAAGAUUUACCAGGGAGAAGACUUGCCACAGCCAAAGACAAUGCUCAUGGCUACAGCAGAGGCCAACAACCUGGCAGCCGUGGCAACAGCCAAAGAUCAGUAUUACAAGAAAAUGGAGAAGGUGUGUGGGGGAGACUUGCCCUAUGUGUCUCCUGACUCUCUGGAGGAAAAGCAUCACUUUAACUUCAGAGAGGCUCUUCAUGCCUUCUCCUCGACCAAGAAGAUGGGCGGACAAGAGUUUUGUGACCGUUACCAAACACAGCUGGAAAAGGAGCUGGAGGAAAUGUGGCAGUCAUUUAGCAAACACAAUGAGUCGAAAAAUCUCUUCAGCGCCUUCCGGACACCUGCAGUGCUGUUUGUACUGGUGUGCUUCCUCUACGUGCUGUCAGGUGUGUUGCUCUUCAUCGGCCUGUCCACCUUCGCCUUGGUGUGUGACUGUACUCUGGGUGUGGUCAUGAUGUCCAUCCUGACGUGGGCCUUCAUCCGCUACUCCGGUCGGUACCGGACUGUAGGAGGAGCCAUCGACCAGGCAGCAGGUGUCGUCCUGGAGCAGGCCACCGUGGUGUUGAACAAGUCGAGGGGUACAAGCACUGUUGACCAGAAGAAAUCCAGUUAAAGGACCUCUGAACCUUCAUAAUCUUGAUGCAAUGCAACCAGCGCACAACACAAGCACACAUUCAGCACUAAAGCCUUAUCAUGCCACCCAUUGGAACAAACAUGCAGCUCAACCACAUUGGCACAAGGUAAAAAUAUGAUGCCAAUUUACCAGCAUCUGUAUUAUGCACGUUACUCUGCCUGUUAAAGUUCAGGCUCAUAAAGGUGUCUGGAUUCACUCAGUCAGGGAUUGAAACCAUCCCAAUCCCUCUUAUUGAUCCUCGAUGUCUUAAAUUUACACUGCCGUCAUUUUACAAGUUUACAAUUGGUCUUAAUAGACGAGUCAAUGUUUACCUUUAAACUUAAAAACACUUAAAUUUUCUAUUUCAGCUGAAUGCAUCUUACUUGGCUGUAUAUUGUUCAGACAGGGUAAUCAGGGUGCUUUUCAAACAGAGCUUCUGCAUUAUAUCUUUAAAUAAUUACCUUUAAACUAAAUUCUGGCUUUAAAGCUUUGACAUUUAUACAUAUUUCUUUGUGGCUAUAUUUUUUUACUUUGUGGCCUUAAAAACAUUCCAUUCUGUUCGAUUUUGCUUUAUAUUUGAUAUAAAUUAGCAUUUUCCAGACGAGUGAACUGUCACUACUUUAAAAGGGGAAGAGGAUACACAGUUUCUAUAUAGCACAGUAGGUUUUGUAAACUGCAUGUAAUGGUAGUUGAGUUGAAUCUCGUAUGUUUCAAGUGCUUUGCCGUUUAUUCCUUGAUGGAAAUAUGUUCAACUUUGUAGAUUUUGAUAUACUCUUCUAGAAAAAUGAUAUAUAUAUAAAGUAGCUUAAUUUCAGCAACAUUUUCCAACUCCAAAGACAUUAAUGGAAUACUCAAAGGUAUUGUUGAACACCCAAUAUAAUAAAACUAGCGACCAGUCAGCCAAAGAGUUAGCUUUAAAUAUUUGAAUUAUACUUUGGCCUUGUACUCUUAUCACUUCAAACCUCAGUAAAUAUAAAUUCAAAUAAAGUCUGCAGUGUAAACAGGAGAGUUCUGUUCCUUCAAAAAUUUAGAAAUUACUACAAUCAAAGUCAGAAAACACUGUUAUACAGUGAUAAACAUGUAGCAGAUAACAAGCAGAAUGCACACUACUAAUAAGCUGUAAAACCUGCCCCCCCCCCUUCUGCUUGUAUAUCCGUCUCGGUUUUCUGAGGUUUGCACCAAUUGAACAGGUUUUGAUCAAAUUUGGUUGUUGUAAAAUGAAUCCUUCACACGUAGUCCUGUUGGUAUAUUAUUUCCUGACGUAAUGAGACCCUUCGUAGCCAGUGCUAUCAGCUGCACUGUAAGAAAACACUCUGCGAUAUAUCACUGAUACAGUUUAUAGAGUUCAUAUUGGUGAUGUGUGUCUCUAUUAAGGUUCUAAUGUCAUCUGAAGUGUAACUGUAUAAGAAAAUCUUGUCAAUGUAAAACUUCUUCUUGAAUAUGACAAACUUUUUGGUAAAAUAAUCACUGUAUUCGUGGCCAUCAAUCCAGCUUGAAACUAUUGCGUGCCGGGGUUAGAGAUUUACUUCCACAUAAUUCUUAUGUAACAUUUAAUGAAACCAUAUUACAGGAAAGGAAAAAUAAUAAAUUUGGGCCGACUUGUUGCAUAGGUCCACGUUUACUUGCACCCAUUUAAUCAAUCAGCUUUAUUUUUUAUUUUUUUCAAAAAUCAGUCAUACAGGGAAUUUAAAAGGUGGAUUUAUUAGGUUUUAGUUUUCCUUUGUGUGGCCAAGGCAGGGUUUUCUCAGGCCAACCCAGAAUGAAUCAGACAUUGGAUUAAAGGACUCUGAUUAUUUGCAGGUGUGCCCUACAUCUCUGAAUAUGAUUAAAUGCAGAUUCUUUCAGGAAAUAUUGGAUUGGCAGUGGAAUGGCAUGUAGUGUUGUAAAAUAGACCUUUUGAAAUGCCACAAGAGAGAAAGUAUUAUCUGCACUUCAGCAUCUAACCAUAUAUAUUCCCUGUGCUCAAAUACAGAGUAGAAACGCACAAAGCUGACUAACAGUGUCUUCAUCUCAGUGAUUGUUUGAUACUGUAGGUAUACGUUGUAAGAGUACGGGGCCAAAACAGAAGUGUAGAAAUAUGGAGGGAGAGAGAUUUAAUCAAUCGAUGAUUUUUGACCGUGUUUUUGCACAUUCCAUGUCUGACACUUUCCACAAGAGGAGGAAACGUUAGGAUGUUUUACAGGCACUUUCUAUUGCACUUCCCCUCCUCUUUGGUGCUCUUUGCACACAGCUCGUUCCAAAAGUGGAUAAAUGCAUGCAAUAUUGUAGUAACGGCUAAUGUAAUCAUCUCCUGCAGGGCUACAGUGGCCGUGACUAGAGAAAUGCUGUUUUAUAAGGAAUAAACAGAGCUUGAAACUGUU